AUGUCUCAACCAGCUUCGAUUCUCCAACCAACUUUAGACGCCUACCAGAAGGCCUUAAACUCUGGAGUUCACGAAGAGGCUUUAUCGUUCUAUCAUCCUGAAGCUGUUGUUGUUCACAGAGGCAAGCAAGCCACCUAUGGAAGAGAUAACUUACUCGCUUUGUUCGCAACCUUCGGAGAAAUGAUGGGGAAGAACCAUUCAACAAUCAGCGACGCAGUUUUUGAAGGAUCCGAGAACUACAUUACAAUCACAGCUAAGUAUACGACUGAAACUGAAAAGUUGGGGACAGUUAAGGGCAACUACUCCCAAGUCUGGAAGAAGGAAGAUGGCAAAUGGCUCGUCAUCUAUGAUAUUUAUGACGACAACUUGUAA
Auanema sp. JU1783 is the source of this 372-nucleotide messenger RNA. NCBI's taxonomy places the organism in Eukaryota, Metazoa, Nematoda, Chromadorea, Rhabditida, Rhabditidae. The record is from the annotation of a GenBank genome assembly.